CCGUCCCCACCCCUCCCUCCAGAGCUGGUGAAGGCAGGGGUCACCUGGUUGUGUCUGACCUGGCAGAGACCCUCCACUUCCCCCAAGGAGGACGACAUCUUCUACAGCCUGGAGAUGGACGAGGACGAGGGUUAUGGCUUCCAACCCAGCUAUGAUGGCGAUGAGCUGUCCUGCACUGUCAAGAACCUGCACAGGAGCACCAAGUACAAGUUCAGGGUGGCGGCCUACAACACUGAGGGGAAGAGUAACCCCAGUCAGGUGGCAGAGUUCACUACCUGUCCAGACAGACCAGGAGGACCAUGUAGACCCGUCAUCAGAGGCAGGGUGCUGCCCAACUCCUUCAGACUGGCAUGGGAACCUCCGAAAGAUGAUGGAGGGGCAGAAGUGACCAAAUACGUGGUGGAGAUAUCUGAGGGACUAAGCGGCGUGUCAUGGGAGCUGGCGUACAGUGGUCCAGCCAUGGAACAUGUGUGUGAGGGGCUGAAGCCAGGCCACUCCUACCAGACCAGAGUUUACUGCAUGAGUGAGGGGGGGCAAAGCCCACUGUCAGAGACUCUGCAGGUCCAGACUCCCGCGGUGCCCCCAGGGCAGUGCCAGCCGCCCCGCGUGGUGGGCAAGCCCAAGGCCAGAGAGGUGCAGCUGCGCUGGGGUGAGACCGCCGUGUGUGGGGGCGGCAGCCCGGUGUCGGUCUAUAGUGUGGAGGUGUGUGGCUCUGGUCCUCAGGGGUCAACAGGUCAAGAGGAGGUCAGGGAGGUGUACCAGGGUUCGGAGGUCGACUGCACCGUAGGCAGUCUGCUGCCGGGACGGACGUACAGCUUCCGCCUGCGGGCCGCCAACAAGGCUGGGUACGGACCCCUGUCAGAGCAUUGUGAGGUGACCAUGGGCCCCGGGGCUCCGGAACCCUGUAAGGCCCCUCGAAUCACCUGCAAGUCCCCUACUGUGGCUGUGGUCAGCUGGGAGACUCCAGCCUGUAACGGGGCGGUAGUCUCAGAGUACCGUGUGGAGUGGGGGGCGGCGGAGGGCACUAUGCAGGUGUGUUACAGCGGCGCCAGCCUCACCCACGAGGUCAAGGGACUGCUGCCCGCCACCAACUACUUCUGCCGGGUUCAGGCUGUGAACGUGGCCGGCGUGGGUCUGUUCAGUGAGGCGGUCCUCUGUCAAACUCCUCCUUCUGUACCUGCGGCUGUCAGCAGUGUCCAUGCCCUCAAAGAGGCGGAGCUACGGGGAUACCACACCUCCACUUCCACAGACCAGGAGGAAGAGGAGGAAGAGGAGGAGGAGGAGGUGGAUGGACCCCCCACGCCUCCUCUCUACUCCCCCUCCACUUGUCUAGCUGUUGGUUGGGAGCCGCCGUGUGACCACGGGGCGGAGAUCUCCUCCUACCUCAUAGACCUGGGAGAGAGACAGUCCAUCUCUGUAGGACCAGUCACCAAGUAUAUCAUUCAGCAUCUGCAACCGGACACCAGCUACAGGAUUCGCAUCCAGGCUCUGAACAGCCUGGGAUCAGGUCCGUUUAGCCACACCUUUAAGUUGAAGACCAAGCCUCUCCCUCCACAGCCCCCGCGGCUAGAGUGUACUGCCUUCAGUCACCAGACCCUCAGGCUGAAGUGGGGUGACGGCCCGGCCAAGGCCACGCCCUCAGACGCCCUCCAGUACCAGCUGCAGAUGGAGGACAAGAGAGGCAGGUUCGUCUCCUUGUACAGAGGGCCCUGCCACACUCACAAAGUCCAGCGGCUCAAUGAGUCUACCUCGUACAUGUUCCGCAUCCAGGCCUUCAACGAGGCGGGCCAAGGCCCCUUCUCCACUGUUUACACCUUCACCACCCCCCGCUCGCCCCCUGCUCCUAUUAAAGCGCCCCGAGUGGAGCGUGUGGAGGACAUGUCUUCAGUCUGUGAGGUGAGCUGGGAGCCCCUGCUGCCCAUGAAGGGAGACCCCAUCAUCUACACGGUGCAAAGCAUGAUGGGUAACUCUGAGUACAAACAGGUGUAUAAAGGUUCUGCCACGUCCUACCAGAUGCCCGGCCUGCAGCCCAACAGUGAGUACCGCUUCAGGGUGUGUGCCAUCCGCCAGUGCCAGGAUGCUCCAGAGCUGAGUGGUCCCUACAGCCCCACGGUGACGCUCUCCCCCCAGCGCAGUGAGCUGUCAGCGGGCAGUGUGAGCAGUGUGGGCCCCCGGGCUGGAGCUGAUCCCGCCAGGCCCUUAACAGAUGAGCAGUGGGCUGCUCUCAUCAUCAUGCUCUGUGCAGUCAUCUCCAUCCUCAUCGCUUUCAUCAUCCAGUACUUUGUUAUCAAGUGAGCUGUAUCUCCUUUCGUUCCUCUCCUCCGUCUCCUCCUUUCCUUCUCCUCCAAGCUGCAGGGUUACAGCUUUAAUUUCCCGUUGAUGUUGUAGUUUAUGUUUGUAGUUUAUUUCUGUUGUCACCUCUGGGUGAUUAUGAUUAGCAGAGGGAGGGAGUCCAGGAGGCAGGUAGGAAGUCCAGAGGAAAUGAUAUAAUGUAUUGCUAUGAUACCUUCCUGUCUUCCCCCCCUCCCUAACCUCCCUUUACAGAAGCCUCUCAAUGUUUAUCAAGACUCCGCUGUGGUUGGUUACCCUGCACAGAAUAGAGUACCACAUUAUGAGUCAUAAUACCCAUAAGACCUAGCGGUCAAACAGGGAAAUGGUUCCAAUAGUUUUUCCACCAUUCAUUUUUUUUCCACAUAGGGGAUUUUAGAAACACUUACAAUUAAGGGCUGUGUUGCGUGUAGGCUAACCCUGGCGUGACAUUUUGAUAACCGUGUAAAUCUCUUUCAGACAAGGUGACUUUUGUCAAUAUAUGUAUUUACCAUGCAAAACUUAAAUGCUAAUUAGCUGCUAAUGUGGCUAUCAUAAAGAACUACAAAUCCCAUGAUGAUCUGGACGAGACUGACGAAUCGAGGCAAAGGUAACAAUAUCUGGAUUAACUAUCUAAUGUUAGCUAAAUGUAGUAAUGAAUAAAUUGGCUAAAAAAAAAAAUGUAAAUGGACAAUUCUGACAACUGUCUUGUGCAAGUUUUAAAUUGACACAAUACCUGUUAACUAAGGUGUCAGCUAGAGA
Salmo salar (Atlantic salmon) is the source of this 3069-nucleotide messenger RNA. The record is from RefSeq and is a predicted model, not a curated record. NCBI's taxonomy places the organism in Eukaryota, Metazoa, Chordata, Actinopteri, Salmoniformes, Salmonidae.